AUGAACGAUUCAGAGUGUGUGGCAAAAUUUAGAUUCAGAAAACGUGACCUUCCACUACUCCCAGAGGUCCUCCAAAUUCAAGAUAGCUUUACGUGCUACCAAAGACCCGUUGCGAGUGAAAUGGAAGCCCUUUCCAUUCUACUGCGAAGGUUGGCUUAUCUGUGCAGAUAUAACGAUAUGCUUCCUCGAUUUGGGAGGCCAGCACCUGUACUUAGCAUGGUCAGCAAUCAAGUACUUGAUUAUGUAUAUGAUGUACACAGCCACAGAAUCACGCAGUGGAAUCGCGAAAUUCUUUCGCCGCAAGCUCUUCAACUAUGUAGCGACGCUAUUGCUGCCCACGGAGCUGCCUUGAAUAACUGUUUUGGAUUUGUUGACCGAACAGUUCGUCCAAUAUGCAGGCCAGGGGAACAUCAGCAGGCGGUAUAUAAUGGUCACAAGAGAGUCCAUGCUCUAAAGUUUUAG
Messenger RNA from Pocillopora meandrina, 462 nucleotides. The record is from the annotation of a GenBank genome assembly. Lineage: Eukaryota; Metazoa; Cnidaria; Anthozoa; Scleractinia; Pocilloporidae.